This is a messenger RNA of Prunus avium (sweet cherry), 845 nucleotides long. NCBI's taxonomy places the organism in Eukaryota, Viridiplantae, Streptophyta, Magnoliopsida, Rosales, Rosaceae. The record is from RefSeq and is a predicted model, not a curated record.
AGUCAGAAAAACGAAAACAAGAUUUAUUAGCUGAAAUAGUACUGGAGGAACAACAUAGUAGGGAGCUCUCUAAGAUUGUCAAAGAAUUGCUUCCUGAGCCAAAGAACAUUGUUGGUGCAGACAAACCAUUACGAACCAGAAGGAGGAGUAAUGACAGAGGUAGGGUGUCUAAGAGACUGACUGAGGAGGCAGAAAGAUAUAUUGAGGACUUCAUUUCAAAUGUUGAAGACACAGAUAUAUCGUCGAUUGAUGGAGAAAGGAGUGAUACAAGUUCGAGUAUAGGUGGAAUAACAAAGACUGAAACUUUUCAGAAUCCAGCUAUGUCUACUCCUCUUCCUGUUGCAAUGGAUGGGGUUGUGCUGCCUUGGUUGCAGUGGGAGACCAGUAAUGAUGCUACUCCUGUCGGAUGCAAGAAUAAGACUGAGCCACUAGGGAUCCCAAGAAUUCUACCAUGGGAGAAUACUGCUCAGGGAGUGAUCAGUGUGCAAGAUCAAAGUAAUCAAUCUGCUAGCAGCCGCGGAAGUUGGAGCCCUGGAAUAAUUGAUGCCCUGUCAAUUAACAUCAUGGAAGAUGCAGGAAGUAAAACUGGAGGAUCUGGUAGUUAUGAGUGCCAAUCACGCCUCAGUGGAUCAACCGGUUCGCGCUUUGACAUGGAAGAGUAUCUCCAGCUUAAGAAGAAUGAUGAUUUGCUCUUAGAAAGGUUGAAGCAACAACAGAGAAUUAGUUCUGGUGGUCUCCUGCUAUGUAAUCGAAUGCUUUUUUAGCAUAAUUUGUUUCUCUCAGGAUGCUUUCACUCCGUUGUAAACCACAGUAAUAUCUUUGUAUAGAAUUUUCAUUUUGCUUUA